Molecule: messenger RNA, 2248 nt
Organism: Tripterygium wilfordii
Lineage: Eukaryota; Viridiplantae; Streptophyta; Magnoliopsida; Celastrales; Celastraceae
Product: protein NRT1/ PTR FAMILY 4.5-like
Exons: 6
Coding region: 422-2143 (573 amino acids)
Biological process (GO): transmembrane transport
Cellular component (GO): membrane
Molecular function (GO): transmembrane transporter activity
Source: RefSeq, a predicted model, not a curated record
CUGGUUUUUCCUUCUUGCCAGUUGCCUCUGAAUUUGAUCUUUUGUGGAAGCAGCAAUCUUGCAACUAAAUUUCUUCCGCGUCUGCGAACGGCUUGAAUUGGAGACACCAGAGAAGAGUCCAUUAUUGUUAGUAAUGGCAGAGAGAUUCAUACCAAGAUGUCCUGUGAUUUCUUUCUGUAUUUUCUUGGCUGUAGGUCUGAAUAAUAUUAUCAAUUGUUCUCUAUUUGUAGUCAAGAAUGAUUCUUUCUUAAUACCUGCCAAACCCAACUGAAUUUAGGACAAAUUUUGUCUAUAUAUAGUCAAGAUUGGUUAUUUGUCAAGACCUACAAAAUCCCACCACAGCUGACUCUAUGCAUGACAAUCAAUCAAGGCAAUAACCUUCUCUUCUCUGGUCAAGAAAGAAAAGAACUCCAUUGACACAAUGGGUAUCUACAAUGAUGAAACUCAAUCAAAGAAGCGAGGAGGAAACAGAGCUGCACUCUUUGUAUAUGCCAUGGAAGGGCUCGAGAACAUGGCGUUCGUCUCGAGUGCUGUCAGCCUGGUGCUCUAUUUCAAUGAUUAUAUGAACUUGAGCAUACCUGAAUCCGCCGUCGUGCUUACAAACGUCAUGGGAACUACAUUCAUACUAACAUUCCUCGGAGGAUAUAUCUCUGACACUUAUUUGACAAGAUUCAAGACGUGUGUUUUGUUUGGAAUCAUAGAAAUGCUGGGUUUUGUCCUUCUGGCAAUUCAAGCACAUUUCCCUCACCUAAGACCAAUCAGUUGCAAAGGUGUUGCACCAAGCCUAGCACAUCAAUGUGAGGUUGCAGAUAGCACCCAAAAUGCCAUCUUUUACACUGCUCUAUAUCUUAUUGCUUUCGGUAGCAGUGGGGUUAAAGCAGCAUUAACACCUUUGGGAGCCGACCAAUUCGACGAAACGGACGCAGACGAGGCAGUUCAAUUGUCUAGCUUUUUCAACUGGUUCAUGUAUAGCCUCACCAUUGGUUCUAUGAUUGGGGUGACUUUUGUUAUAUGGGUUAGUCUCAACAUAGGUUGGGACUGGUCAUUUGGGGUGUGCGCCGUAGCAAUCUUAUUCUCCGUCAUCUUUUUAUCCAUGGGCAAGUCGCUGUACCGGAAUAAUGCACUGAAUGGAAGCCCUCUUAUUCGUAUUCUGCAGGUCUUUGUGGUUGCUAUUAAAAACAGAAACCUUCCAACACCGGAGAGGGUAGAAGAAUUUCAUGAAAUCCAUGACAAGGAAGCCAGUCAGAGCGAAAUUCUUGAGAGGACUGAUCAAUUCAGAUUCUUGGACCGAGCAGCAAUCAUUAGGAGUACAGAUGAUAGAACAUCAAGAAACACUGAUUUGUGGAGCUUGUGCACGGUUACACAAAUUGAAGAGACAAAGAUACUAGUACGCAUGCUACCAAUUAUAAUUAGCACCAUCUUCAUGAACACAUGUGUGGCUCAACUCCAGACUUUCUCAAUUCAACAAAGCAACACCCUGGACACAAAUAUCCUGGGCUUCAAGGUUCCUGGUCCCUCCGUUCCUGUAAUUCCCCUGUUAUUCAUGUUCGUUUUGAUCCCAAUAUAUGAGCAUAUAUUCGUCCCAUUCGCUCGAAAGAUCACUGGAAUUCCCACUGGUAUAACCCACCUCCAACGUAUCGGGGUUGGCCUAGUCCUCUCAGCUAUAUCAAUGGCGGUUGCUGGAAUUGUUGAAACUCGCCGCCAACGCGUGGCUAUACAGCACAACAUGGUUGACUCUGUUGGGCCUCUGCCCAUGAGUGUGUUGUGGCUUGGUUUUCAAUACGCGAUAUUCGGUGGAGCUGAUAUGUUCACUUUAGCCGGGUUUCUAGAAUUUUUCCACGCUGAAAGCUCAGCUAGAAUGAAGUCAUUUGGUACAGCCAUUUCUUGGUGGCCAAUUGGAUUUGGCUACUUCUUGAGUUCAGUACUUGUGGAAGUGGUUAACAAGGUGAGUGGUGGAUGGUUGGCUAGUAACAAUCUCAACAGAGGCAAAUUGAACUACUUCUACUGGUUACUAUCUGGUCUAAGUUUGUUGAAUUUCGGAUUCUAUCUGGUCUGUGCUUGUCAUUAUAGAUAUAAGAAGGUGGAUGUGAAGCAAGUAGAGGACCCUGUUUUCCAGGGCAAGAUGGAAUGGACCAGAUUGUAAGAAUGCCAUUGUGUUUGUAAGAGAUCUUAUCUGUUAAUACUUUACACAUCAUCUGUAAGAGAAAAAUCAAUGUUCAACAAAUCAUUGUACUGGGGUUUUUUUUUU